GCUGCAGGAGCUGGGACCUUACACCGACGGCCCAAUUCUCCAUCCCAAACAAGCCGUUUUCGGGUCGCCUUCAUGUCGUUUUUCAAGACAGCGCCUGGGAGAAAUACCAGAGGCUUUUAAGUGCACCCCUUUGGCUGGAGGUCAGUCGCUCUGAAUGGACGGCGGUAAUUGCUCCGGGGCACUGAUGGAUGACAGUCCAGCUUCCAGUCCGAGCUCCAGCCCCAGUCCGGACGGCCAUCGCCGCGAGUUCAACCGGACCAAGGUGCUGCAGUCCGGCGGGCUGAGCGGGAGGGGCCGGCCGGCGGCGGCCAACGCUGCCCGGGAGAGGAGCCGGGUGCAGACCCUGAGAAACGCCUUCCUGGAACUCCAAAGGACUUUGCCAUCAGUGCCGCCAGAUACCAAGCUGUCCAAGCUCGACGUGUUGAUACUGGCCACCACCUAUAUUGCCCAUUUGACUCGAACACUACAAGAGGAAGGCACCGACGAGGGAGAGAGCACAAAACAAACAGAGGCGUUACACUCCCUGAAGGGGGAAGGAUACCUGCACCCAGUAAAGAAAUGGCCCAUGCGAUCCAGACUGUACGUCGGAGCUACCGGGCAGUUCCUGAACAAUCCUUCCGAAGCAGAGAACCAGGGCCCUUCGCCCUCCACCUCCCAGUAGCAGCCUGCAUCAUCUGUAUGAGCCGGGUCCCGCUUCAUGAGGCCGAGCUCUGAUGCAGGAAAAGCUUUAGAUUGCCGAACAAAUCAAAUAAAUCUGACAGCAUCGCUCUAAGGCCGUACCGAUAAUAAGACGAUGUAAAUUAAUAUAUGAGCUAAAUUUGAUUGUACUUUUUUUAGAGCAUGUAUUGUGUUUCCCUGUUGUUGUUUUGGCUGAUCCCGUUUGCAUUGUGCAGUCCACACAUGCCCCAGGUAUGAUAUUAGCAGAAAUUCCAGGGGGACGAGCCGCUAUGCUUGAGCUGCACUUUGACUUGAGACAUUUGCACUAAAUGCAUGUGUGAAUAACUAAACAUCUGUCAUGUGAAGUGGUCUGUCAGAGAGUCCACAAUGGGGGCUCUUCAUCUCACGUUCCUUCUUUUAACGUGCAUGGCUGUAAAUGUGUUUGUGAAUAAAUUACUUGACAAUGAAAAAAAACAUAUCCAACGAUUUUUUUAACGGAAUAAUGUGUAACGUUUUUUU
Messenger RNA from Menidia menidia (Atlantic silverside), 1176 nucleotides. The record is from the annotation of a GenBank genome assembly. Lineage: Eukaryota; Metazoa; Chordata; Actinopteri; Atheriniformes; Atherinopsidae.